UGGCCAGGCCCUAUGGCCCCCCGGGCCCUGGGCCCUCUGCUGCUGCUGCUGCUGCUGGGCCUUGGGGGGGCCGCCGCCGCCGGGCUGGCCUCCGCCCUCUUUGUCCUCUGGAAAUCCUCCCGCCGGGACCCCCCCCGGGACCCCCAACAGGACCGUGCCCGGAUGACCCCCCACCUCCGGGAGCUGGAUCGGGAUGAGCGUCAAGUGCUGGUUUUGGGCCUGGAUGGGGCCGGGAAGAGCAGCCUCCUCCGCUGCCUGGCCGGGCAGGCCACCGAGGGCCACGUGGCCCCCACCUGGGGCUUCAACUCCGUGCGGCUGCCCACCCGGGCCUUCCAGAUGGACCUCCUGGAGGUGGGGGGCGGCCAGAACCUGCGCUUCUACUGGAAGGAGUUCCUGAGCCAGGCGGACGUCCUGGUGUUCGUGGUGGACUCCGCCGACCGGCCUCGCCUCCCCAGCGCCCGGCAGGAGCUGCACAUGCUCCUGGGAGAGGACCCUGACCUGCCGGUGCUGGUGGUCGCCAACAAGCAGGACAAGAGAGGAGCCCUGAGCUUGGGCGACCUACGGCAGGAGCUGGAUCUUCACUGCUUCGACGGCCAGCGGAACAUCUUCGUCCUCCCGGCCAGCGUGGCCCCGGCCGGCCCCGGGGCCGCCGCUCCCUGCGUCCUCCAUGUCCGGACUCUGCUUCUGGAGCUCCUGUCCCGGGCUUGACCGGUUCUCUCGCCGACCGGCCCGGGCCCGCAAUGCCGAGGGGAAUCGGCAGAUCCGCACUAGGCCGGCGGCAGGGGGGAAGAGAUGGCGGCCCAGGGACCGGACCGGCCUUUCCUCCCUCCGCUGCCACCCUUUCUUGGGAAGGACGUGCCCCUCCCGGCGACCUUUUCCCUCCCUCAGUGGCCGCCAACCUUGGCCAGCACCUGGCAGAACGGGUAGCCCAGCGUCUCUGGUCAAGCCAGGGGGCUGACUGGACUGCUGGCAGUUCCGUCUAGACUUUCCUGCCUAUUCUCCUCCAGACCUGGAAGUUCUCCAGGGCCAAAAUGACUCAAGCCCUCCCUUCCUUGCCCCCUGGGAAGCAAGAUGUUCCCCAGCUGCCCUCCGCCGACAGCAGGGGCUCACCUCAUUCGAUCCGUCAUUCGAUCGACGGGUGAUAUUGGAUGGGACGGCCAGAGCUGCUGUGUUGGACGCAUGGGAUCUUGAGGAAAGCAGCUCUAACAAGGCCUGGAAUGGUGGGUGACUUGAAUGAGACUCCCAUCCCCGCAGUGACGAGGAACGCGACGUGUGAUGUGACGAGUGGGGGGCUCCAUGUCAUGGUCCUGGCAUCCCACCUCCUUCUCCCCGAGAAACAGCCCCUUCCCCCAUCCUGUAACGUGAAUGUUGCUUGCAGCGUGUGUUCCCAGAUUCCCUGUACCCAAUGGAGGCCCGGAGACUGGAGGGAAAGGGGUAAUAAUGAAGCAUCGUUGUGGUCUCUG
Tachyglossus aculeatus (Australian echidna) is the source of this 1463-nucleotide messenger RNA. It is a transcript of the gene ARL10, whose product is annotated as ADP ribosylation factor like GTPase 10. The record is from RefSeq and is a predicted model, not a curated record. Bases 13 to 708 code for a protein of 231 amino acids. The transcript is spliced from 4 exons. Lineage: Eukaryota; Metazoa; Chordata; Mammalia; Monotremata; Tachyglossidae. Gene Ontology annotation, molecular function: GTP binding; GTPase activity.